UCUCUAUUUAUAUCCUAGUCCCUCCCCUCCCCUGUCGCUCGGCAGCUAUUUCCAGCUCCGUGAAGCAGCCCAGUCUGUUUGUAAACGCCGCCGCUCCGCUCUCUCUCUUUCUCUCUCUCAUCACUCUCUCUCUUCGCCUCUCUCUCUCUCUCUCACUUGCUACACACAGCAAGGGUAAGGCGUGGGCAGCAAUCUGAAUGACCAGAGGACAGGAAAACGGAGGGUGGUUUGGCUUGAGGCUGUGCGUUUGAACGACUCAACUGGUGUUUGAUCGACUGGAUCAGGACGACAGAUCGACGCUUUACCCCCCCUCCUCUCUGGCUUUCUCUUGCUCUCGCUCUCUUACUCGUUCUCUCUGGAGGCAUGCAGCCAGUCUCUGGAGUCCCGACGGACUGAACCAGAGACCUCUCCGGACACUUGACAGGAUCGUACCAGACAGCGUGCAGAUUCUUUGCUCUAUCCUGACCGGUCGCGCGAUCAUGGGACUAGCGGACAAACCGAACGACUCUUUACUUUUUCAGCGUGCAUUAACAGACUAAACAAGGGCACCGGCGUUUGGAAAUCUGCCUUUUUCCCCCCCUCCUGAAGCAUCGUCUCUUUAUUUUUCCACACUCAAAUGCUGAAUUGGGUCUCGAACUUGUGCGCUACUCGUCCUCCCUCGGUUUGUGGGCGGUGCCGCUGCCCGGCAUGCUCCUGAAGCCGACAGUGCCGGGGCUGUGCGCCAUGUUGCAGACCAUCUACGAGACUGAAUCCUGUUUUUCUUCGGACAGCACGGCCGGCACCAACAUGCCCAGUACGGUGGUGGAGGUGAAGAGCUCGCUGCCCUCGGGCAUGCAGAGUCCAGUAGCCGGAGGAGCCGGUGAACAGGGAGGAGGUGGAGGAGGAAGCAGCAGUGGAGGAGGAGGAGGAGGAGGAGGAGGCGGUCCGGUGGACUUGCGUACAGAUCCUCGUCUGAGCGCUCUGAGCGUGAUGGAUCCGGCGCUGAGGGAGCAGCAGCUCCAGCAUGAGCUCCUCCUCCUCAAACAGCAGCAGGAGCUCCAGAAGCAGCUCCUGUUCGCCGAGUUCCAGAAGCAGCACGAGGUGCUGACACGCCAGCAUGAGGUCCAGCUGCAGGAGCACCUCAAGCAGCAGCAGCAGGAGCUGUUGGCGGCGAAGCGUCAGCAAGAGUUGGAGCAGAAGAGGAAGCUGGAGCAGCAGAGGCACGAGGAACUGGAGAAACAGAGGCUGGAGCAGCAGCUCAUCAUGCUGCGGAACAAAGAGAAGGGCAAAGAGAGUGCCAUUGCCAGCACGGAGGUCAAGCUCAAGCUCCAGGAGUUCCUGCUGAGCAAAAAGGAACCUGCGUCUGGUGGCCUCAACCAUUCCUUUCCACAGAAGUGCUGGGGUGCUCACCAUACGUCCAUAGACCAGAGCUCACCUCCACAGAGCAACACCCCGGGCACGCCCCCUUCCUACAAACUGCCCCCUCUACUGGGAUCCUUUGAGGGCAAAGACGACUUCCCGCUUCGUAAGACAGCCUCGGAGCCCAAUCUGAAGGUCCGUUCGCGGUUAAAACAGAAGGUUGCUGAGAGGAGGAGCAGUCCUCUCCUCCGCCGUAGAGAUGGCACCGUCAUCAGCACCUUCAGAAGGAGAGCCAUUGAGAUCUCGGUCUCAUCCAUGUGCAGCAGCGCCCCUGGCUCAGGCCCCAGCUCCCCGAACAGUUCCAACAGCGCAAUCGCCGAGAACGGCUCCAGUGGCUCUGUCCCAAACAUCCACGCCGAGCUGCGUUCUCUGCACCAGUCUCUGAACGCAGACGGCGCGGUGAGCCCGCUGAGCCUGUACACAUCUCCGUCGCUGCCCAACAUCUCUCUGGGUUUGCCGGCUAACGCACACAUCACGGCUCCGCAGAAGCUCGGGGGGCAGCCGGAGGCGGAGCGGCAGGUACAGGGAGUGCGUCAGGGGGCUGUGUUGGGGAAGUUCGGCAGCAGCUCGUCUGUGUCCGUGUGUUUGGACUCAGAACCUCAAUCAGCCCCCAACAGCCACAGCAGCCACAACUCCCUAUUGCAGCAUGUCCUCUUGUUGGAGCAGGCUCGGCAACAAAAUGCACUGCUUGCAGUGCCCAUGUAUGGCCAGUCGCCGUUGGUUACGGGCGAGCGUGUGUCUAACAGCAUGCGAACGGUCAGUAAACUGCCUCGGCACCGUCCCCUGGCGCGCACGCAGUCGGCGCCGCUACCGCAGACCCCACAGGCGCUGCAGCACCUCGUCAUCCAGCAGCAGCACCAACACUUCCUGGAAAAACAGAAACACUACCAGCUCAACAAGAUCCUGUCCAAAGGGGCGGAGCUCCCACGCCAACCUCCCACCCACCCAGAAGAGACAGAGGAGGAGCUUACCGAGACGACUGAGAUGACAGAGGAGUGGGGGGAGGGGCCUGAGCGUGUGAGGGAGGGGCUAAGCAAAGAAAGUUCCGGCGAAACCACGCCGCCUUCUGAGCGGGUGGUCCAGCUGAAAGGCGAGAGCACGGAGAGCGACCUUGAGGAAGAGGACGACGAGGAUGAAGCCAUCGAGCUAAAGGAGUGCGAUGAAGAGGGUGACCCCUACAGGCAGUUCUCGGAGCAGCAGCACCUGCAGCAGCUGAAUGUGUUCCAGGCGUCUCUGUCCAUCACGGGAAUGCCGCACAGGCCCCUGGGAAGAGCGCAGUCGUCCCCCAUCACCUCCUGCCUUAAAGCCACUCCAAUGGCAGAAUUACCCAUCAAGCACCUCUUCACUACAGGUCUGGUGUACGACACGCUCAUGCUGAAGCACCAGUGCAUGUGCGGGAACACACACAUCCACCCGGAGCACGCCGGACGUAUCCAGAGUGUGUGGUCCAGGCUGCAGGAGACAGGACUGCUGGGCCGCUGUGAGAGGAUCCGGGGCAGGAAGGCGACCCUGGAUGAGAUCCAGACGGUGCACUCGGAAUAUCACACCCUGCUGUACGGCACCAGCCCUCUCAACCGCCAGAAACUCGACAGCAAGAAGCUCUUAGGUCCAAUCAGUCAGAAGAUGUACGCCAUGCUUCCGUGUGGAGGGAUUGGGGUGGACAGCGAUACCGUGUGGAACGAGAUGCACUCAUCGGGAGCCGUCCGCAUGGCCGUGGGCUGCGUUAUCGAGCUCGCCUUUAAAGUAGCAGCCGCAGAACUAAAGAACGGGUUUGCUGUCGUCCGUCCUCCGGGUCACCACGCAGAGGAGUCCACGGCCAUGGGUUUCUGUUUUUUCAACUCGGUCGCUGUUACCGCUAAACUGCUGCAGCAGAAACUAGGCGUGGCCAAAAUCCUCAUUGUAGACUGGGACAUUCACCAUGGUAACGGGACCCAGCAGGCGUUUUACAACGACCCCAACGUGCUGUAUAUCUCCCUGCAUCGCUACGAUGAUGGAAACUUCUUCCCUGGCAGCGGCGCACCUGAAGAGGUGGGAGUAGGUCCUGGUGUGGGGUUUAAUGUAAACAUAGCGUGGACAGGUGGAGUCGAUCCUCCUGUGGGUGAUGUGGAGUAUCUUACAGCCUUCAGGACAGUGGUGAUGCCCAUUGCUAAUGAGUUCUCUCCUGACGUGGUGCUGGUGUCGGCUGGCUUCGACGCCGUCGAGGGUCACCAGUCCCCACUCGGAGGAUACAACGUCACCGCCAAAUGUUUUGGUCACCUGACAAAGCAGCUGAUGAAGUUGGCGGCCGGGCGCGUUGUCCUGGUGCUGGAGGGGGGUCACGACCUCACCGCCAUCUGCGACGCCUCCGAGUCUUGUGUAGCCGCGUUGCUCGGAGACGAGCUGGAUCCAUUGCCUCAGUCUGUGCUUCAGCAGAAACCGUGUCCGAAAGCAUCAGCGUCCCUUGAGAGGAUCAUCGAGAUCCAGAGUAAACACUGGACCUCGGUACAGAGAUUAGCGCCCACGGUGUCUCAGUCUUUGCAGGACGCUCAGCGGCGGGAGAAGGACGAAGCGGACACGGUGACGGCCAUGGCAUCUCUCACUGUGGACACAGAGCACACGGCGUCCUCCUCACAGAGCAGCAGGGCUGCCGAGGAGCCGAUGGAGGAGGAGCCCGUGCUGUAGGACGGGGAGACGUCCAUCACGACGCCAUGGCGUCCACGUUUGCUCGGCAGCGACGCUCGCCCUUGAGUCACUCGUCCUUUCCUUCCACGCAGCUCUUUGAUCGGUUCCUUCACUCGUUCUCCAGGUUGCUCGAUGGACGUACGCAGAACUCCGCUCCACUCCCACAGGAGGAGGAACAGGAGGAGGAGGACCGAGUGGGUCGCCAAACACACCUCCGGGAGCAGGACCGACUUUUUACUUUUAAACGUUUUAUUUUUAUGGAACGUGCGCAAAGAGACGACGCUGGGAUGUUGUCACGCUAAAGGAGCGUAAAAAGUGAGACAAAAAAAAAAAAAAAAAAACUAAUUUCCUGUACGAGACGAUGAAACGAUUUUAGUGCAGACGCUGACGUGUGGAGGAGCUCUGAGGCGCUUAACCGCAUUGAAAAGGAUAAUCUUUAUGUACACUUACAAAAGCACACAGAUGUGUAUGAAUAUUACACAUGUACAGGUAUAUAUGUGCGUGCGUGCGUGCGUGUGUGUUUUGUAAUUGUCCAUUUGUGGAGGUGGAACUCGUGACCUUUUUUGGCACUUUUUUUUUCUUUGAGGAAUCAUCACAUACAAACACACACAGAUUGAUCCAUAGCCACACAAAAAGAAAGCACACCGACUGAUUGACUUACUGAAUCACUGACUCAUUGACUCGCUUACUGAAUGUCUGAAUCACUAAUAACUGAUUCACUAAAACACUCACAGAAUCACUAAAUGACUCAAUGAAUUUGGUAACUCACUGAAUCACUGACUCAUUGAAUUACUAAAUCCUCUGCUGUGUCACUGGUUCACUGACUGACUCGCUGAAAGACUGAAUCACUAAUAAUAAUUGACUCGAUAAAACAUAGGAUCACUGAAUGACUCACUGAUUUGGUAACUCUAAAUAAUUGACUCACUGACUGAAUUACUGACUCACUGAAUAAAUCGCUGAAAGUCUGAAUCACUAAUCUUUGUUUGACUGAUUGACUGAAACACAGAGAGAAUCACUGAAUGACUCUGUGCUUUGGUAACUCACUGAAUCAUAGACUCACUGACUGAAUCAAUAACUCAGUCGUUCAAAGUCUGACUCACUAAUCCCUAAUUCACUAAUACAGAGACAGAAUCGUUUAAUAACUCACUGACUGAAUCACUGACUCACCAGAUCACCUACUGAAUCCCUUGACUCACUGACUGACUCCUUUCUCACUCGCUGAUUGACUCACUUUUAUGGAUUGACUCAUUGAAUCACUGAUUCACCAAAUCACUAACUGACUCACUGACUGAGUUAAACACAUGGAUGGUUCUGGUAUUUGACUUAAAAAGGAAUUUGGGCAGAUCUGGUGCCUUUUAUACUACAAAUACAAUUAAUGCUUCAAACACACACACACACACACACA
Clarias gariepinus (North African catfish) is the source of this 5464-nucleotide messenger RNA. RefSeq names its product histone deacetylase 5 (gene hdac5). Gene Ontology annotation, biological process: negative regulation of transcription by RNA polymerase II; chromatin organization. Gene Ontology annotation, cellular component: histone deacetylase complex. Lineage: Eukaryota; Metazoa; Chordata; Actinopteri; Siluriformes; Clariidae. The record is from RefSeq and is a predicted model, not a curated record. Gene Ontology annotation, molecular function: histone deacetylase activity. The transcript has 25 exons. The coding region runs from base 688 to 4059 and encodes 1123 amino acids.